Molecule: messenger RNA, 6206 nt
Organism: Porites evermanni
Lineage: Eukaryota; Metazoa; Cnidaria; Anthozoa; Scleractinia; Poritidae
Source: the annotation of a GenBank genome assembly
GGAUAAUGUUUGUGAACGCAUCUGACCACUGAGAUAGAAGAAGCCAAAAAUAAUAAUAGAUCAUAAUGCACCAUCCAGUAUAGUAUUGUUUGUAUGAUUUCCUACAAGGCAUGCUACCGCAGUGAUUGGCCAAAUUUGCCAUGUCGUGGUCCGACAAUAUUCUCUAUUUUUGCUAAAGACAGAAUCUCAUUAAUUCAAAAGCUGUCAAAAUAUUGUUUCACUCGGGAAGAGAGAGCGACAGACGGUUUGGAAAACCAACGUAAAAAAAUACUGAACAACAACAACAACAAAAUCGUAGUCUUCUCUACGCUGCCCUAUAAAAAUUGAUUGUGAGAAGCAAUGACAAAUACCUCUUCUUGGAGCUAUGCUGAGAACGGAUUCGGUAAGUUGGCCGCAAAGGUUGGUAUUUCAUGGAUUCGGUUUACUCUUCAUUCAAACAAUAAAAUAGAUUUGUAAGGUAGGUACUCUACAAAAUAUUAAACAUGGAUUUCAUUUUUCAUCGAAGUAGCGCGUUUUGUCGUGUUGAAAAUUUUUCUGUCAUAACAGACUACGCAAUAUGUCAAAAACAAAUUUUUCCCCUGAUUUCGCGGCCGUCAUUCAGAUAAAAUUCCGAGAGUUGAAGUUUAUAAUAGACGACACAAUUGCAAAAGGUUUUUCGAGCAUUCCGUUUAUUUUUCUAAUUAUUGAGAAACAACAGUUCAAACAACAAAUGUCUUGUUUUUAAAGUAUGUUCCGGUUUAAUUCUCUUCCGUUGACUUAAUAUGUGGUUGAAACUCCAAUAUAAUUCACAGCAAGAAAUGGUUUUUGGCUUUUCACGCUGAAUACGUGCUCCGUUAUUUAAAUCCGAAGUAACUGGAUUUUUGGCAAAGCCCACUGAAACAACACUUUAAUUUUCAAAGUUUCUCAAUAAAUUUUAUUUCGUUUCACAGCACUAAUUUAUGAGAUGCUGAACCGAAGAAAGUUUAUCUAUCUGUUAAAAAUUUAGCUAAAAUUUAUUUCAAAAUAUUGAAGUAAUAGAGGUGCUAAUGGGGGAGACUUUUCACUUUGCCGUCUAAAUGUGAACGAAUUUCACAUCUUCAUUUUUAAUUCGCAAUACUGCAGCAUAUAUGUAUUUAAAACUACAAGAAUACUGAAUCAAAAAUCCCAGUGUGGUUUUAUUUCGAUUUUUACCAGAAAAAAUGUAAUGACUUUGGAUGAUUUGCUAUACCAGUCCACAGGUAGAAUACUUUAAUGGGUAGUUCAAUAGCAAGCUCAUAAAAUCAUCAAAUAUUAAUUCAGUCAGACUCAGGAAAUUAUGUGCAUUGUUUAAGGCCCUCGUUGCUGGCACGAGCGCUUCAAGAUCGCCAACGGAAAUUUGCAGUCGCCGAUUAAUAUCGAAACAGCACAGGCAAAGGAAGGAAACAGUGUUGGGCCAGUACAGUUCAAGUAUAUAAGCAUCCGCGAUAGUACAAUUACAAACGAUGGAAGACAACUGCGAAUCACUUUAACGAGAAAUGAAUCAGGUAUGAAAAAAGCAUAUUAUAUCUUUGAUUAACCAACAAAAACACUGAUCAACCCUUGAUUUGCUUGUUCGUGACUAAAAUGAGCUAGCUUUGAGCUUUUAAGGAUCUAGAGAUUGAUUGAAACAAUAACACUCUAGUGUGUCGUGUGUAGUGUGUCUAACACUCAAUGUCCUUAGGUACUAUAAUAUUGAUUUUCUGUCACAAUUACUUAUUUUUGAGUCCCCAUAAUACGCUCUGUUUAAUUUACCCUCCUAAAUUUUGUAAAACCUUUAUUUAAUGCCCCUGGAAGAACACCGUUUGAAAACAACAACUUAUACAAAACUUGGGCGACAAAUGGAGUGUAUUAAUAAUAUGCGGGGAGAUUGGAAAAUAAUCAAUUAUGUGAGUUUGAAUGCCAUACUAAAAUGUAUCAAAAACUGCCACCAAUAUAAGCCGGAAAUGAUAAUUUGGUUGCCAUCCUAGCGGACGUCAAAUUCCUGUAUUUACAUUAAGGCCCUGAUAUUGGGUUCCCAUCCACUCAAGUGCCAAGAUUGCGCUGUAAAAGUUUCCGUUUUAACACGAGCAUUUGAAAGCAAAACUGCAUUUGAAAACAAUAACUUAAGCAAAAUUUGAGGGAACAGAGUGCACUAUGGGGUUAGGAUUCGAAAAUAGUCAACUAUGUGGAUUUAGAUUCAACACUAAAAAUGUAUCAAAACCUCUGAACAAUAUAAGCCGGAAAUGAUAAUUUGUUCGCCAAUCUAGCGGACGUCAGAUUCUCGUAUUUAUAUUAGGGCAUUAAAGAUAGACGGUUCUCUUCCAAGUAAGCACCAAGAUUGCUCUGGGAAAGUUUCCGUUUCGACACGGUCAGUUUAAAUAAUAAAUAGUACUAAACAUUCCGAUGUACACCGCACAACGGUUAGAUUCGAGAGAGAUUGACCCCCGAGUCCCAAAGUAAAAUUGAAUGAAAGUAAAUAAAAAGAAUUAAAAUGGAGAAAAAACAUUUAAAUCUUUUUAUAUUAUCAUUUGCGCACAGAAUUAUAUAGACGUCUUUUACAUGAUCAAGAACAUCAAUAUAUAUGUAUAUAUAUAGAUAUUGUGUAAUCAUUACUAAUAUCGGCCAUUCGUAAGCUGGGUUUUCCGACUCUUUAUUUGCGUUAAGGGUUUCGUUGUAUUAAAACCUUGGUAUUAGAUCAGUUAUACUACUACGUGAGAAAAUUCUGCAAUUUGAUUGGCUUAGAGCAGUGGUAUUUCAGCUUAAUUUGAAAUACCUACAUGUGAAAACCUUUGCGGGUAGUAGUAUAAACAAAUAAAAGCAUGAUUUGUACGUGGUUUUGGCAUAAAUACCACUCGUGACAUUUCAAAAACUGUCUAAAAUUUCACUCGCAUAGCGGCUCGUGAAAUUACGUAUAACAAUUUUGAAAUAUCACUCGCGGUAUUUAUGCCCAAUAUCACUACAAAUCAUGCUAUUUCCUAUACUAAUAUUGCAUAAUCUGAUCACUGAAGCAAAAUCUCUUCGAAGAGAUUAGGUUUGCCGUAUGCCUUACUUGGCGUCGAGUGGGGGCUCCAGCGCGAAGUGCGAAACACUCGCGAGAGGCGGGAAAAGGGGCAACAAAAGAAAACAAAAAAUCAAAAAGAGGGAGAGAUACAGUGUGUUGUGCUCGCCGCCCCGAAUACCCGCAUGAUGUCUUUGUACAAUAACCUUCAGUUUGCAAUUUUUAUAACAGCCCCGGAAAUCUACAUUUUUAAGGGUAUCGCCUUCAAAUGAACACAGCUUGAAACAUGCAAAGAUAGCCAUUAAAAGUCUUUGAAAUAUGCAGAAAAAGAAUCAAUGUAGAAUCGAUAUUUAUUGUUUCUUGUCAGUUGUAACAGGUGGCCCACUAACCGACCGAUACCAGCUUGCAGUAAUCCGAUUUCACUGGGGAAAUGAUAACUGUUCAGGCUCUGAACACUCGGUUGAUGGCCACAAUUAUCCAUUAGAGGUAUAAAUCACAAUCGUGCAUUAUGAUCAACUAAGGUGAAUUUUAUAUUUUUAAGAAAUGAAAGCGACUAACAAGAUCAUGAUCAUGUUACUAAAAAGAAUGAAAUAAAAAGGGUGGAGAAAAUUUCAAUUAAGAGACAUCUAUUAUAGAUUCUUAUGACUGGACGAUUUCAAAAUGGUGGCAUAGUGGAAAUUUUACUCGGGCCCGAAAAAAAUUCACAUCUUUUUUUUCUUUACACUUCGUAGAAGAAGGAUAUUUAUUGCAAGUUAGACAUUCUCCGAAAGACGAAAACACACAAAAAAACUAAACUCAACAUUACGCAUUGCGCGCACGUAAGUAAUGAGAAACAUAAAGUCCAUGUAGCAAUCCGAAAGUAAAAUCGUAUGCCGCUAACCACAAACAGGUUCAGCUUAUUCAUUGGAAUGCAGAUGUGUAUAAGAACAUUGGAGAAGCAAUCACAGGAGAAAAUGGGAUAUGCAUAAUCGGACUCUUAUAUCAGGUAAGCCAUGGCAAGUAUAACUAAAUGGUCUAUUGUUACUGUAAGACCAACACAAGGGCAACACAAACAACUGAGUUGUGCUUCAUUUAGGGUUCAGGGGUUACCUGGAGAAAAAGGUUUGGAUGCCCUUUCAAUUUCUUUUACGUUCCCUUGGAAGUGAUACUACGGGAGGAUUAAGAAGACACGAUCAAUAGCUUUUUAAAUGUCAUUGCCCAAAUAUGUGAUCAGUUGAACUGAGAAGAGGCCUUAAAACACAACCAGACCUCUUACUAGUGUUUCAAAGACCUUUAACUUCACCAGUGCUCAUGCAACUGAACUAACCUGGCGGCAGGGUUUAUUAGAACCAUUGCUCCAUAUAUUUUUUAAUUUUUUUUUUCUAUGACUAACAGACUGAGAUCGAAAAGUUUCAAAAGGGUUGCAGAUUGUAUCCAACAAAUAGCCAUCAUAAACCGUCAUUGAACUAAUGAUUCACGUGUCGUUAGGUAACAGAUGAGGACAAUGAAGGCUUAGCACCAGUUAUUAAAUUACUUUCUAGGGAUGAGAACAAGGUAAGGCCUAAUCCACGAAAGACGUUGUUAAGCCAGAUUGAUUGUUUGAUAAAUAUAUCGCGAUUUGUUUAAUCGAAUGAGCAAAUAAAUAAAUAAACAAAUAAAUGAACAAAUAAAUAGCCGAAAAAAAAAAAGAUUUAGUGACAGCGCGGGUGGGCGGCACAGUGGUUUUUCGUCUGCCAUUGUUCUUGAUCGAACAGAAAAUGAUAAUUUUUGAGGCGAGGGCAAAACCGAAGAACGCUGAGAACAACUACGGUGCUCUUACUUACUGCGAGUAUUUGGAAUGUUUUAUCGUUGUUUGGACUGGCAAUGACUUAGCGAGUGAUCGGAGACAGUUAUUACAAUAUUAUGUCAUUAGAACAACAGCUUAAGUGAUCUUUACUUUUAGGGGUGCUUUUCCUUGGAGGUAAAAUCUGCCAUAGACCCAAAUAAAAUCAUUGCAGGUUAGUUAAUGUUAUUAUUUGUUCUGGUUAUUUUACCACUUUGUAAAAUAACAUUUGUACAGUGGUGCUCAAUACUGCUAAAAUGUUUCAACUGAGCUGAGAGGCAUUCAGUAGUUUUUCAGGUGUUAAGUGGAUGCCUCGAUGACUUAAGGAAAACUGAGCAACAGCAUUUUUGUUUUUGUUUCUUUGACUUUACUGGGUAUUACAAUCAUUAUUUUUGAUGGAAUGCUCGUACCAUGCCCCAUUGAAAGAGUUAUUUUGACAACGUCUCUGUCUGCCAGUCUAUUUGGGUUUUUCACAUAUGGAUGGCUAAUGGGAUCUCUUACUAUAAUAAGACUCGUAUCGCUGAAGUACAAACAAAGAGAGCUUAUGUUAAGUGUUUAUAUGGUUCAAUGCAUCCAUACCCUGAUAUUUAUUUUCCAGAUAUGAACUCUUACUGGACAUACCAGGGCUCUCUUACUACACCUCCGCUAAGUGAAAAUGUCACGUGGUUAAUAUCGCAAAAUAUCAUGGGCCUUUCUGAGAAACAGGUUAGUAUGGUGAGGUUGCGAAAACAUGCCAUACAGGGAAACCAAGGCAGUUUGCUGAUUUUACAGUUCAUAUUGACAGUUAGUUACACGCUCAACUUGUUCUACGAUGGACAAAGUAUUGACAAGGUGUCCUUUCUUGAAGGUCAAAAUAUCUAUUUAAGAACGGCAGGCAUCAAAUUCUCUUUAAAAAUCUUCAAUUUGUGCUAUUUACAGAUGAAUGCGUUCCGCAGUAUUCGAAACAGCAUUGGAGAAUCUAUGGCAGACCACUGUAGACCAGCUUGCCCGCUCAACGAUCGACCGGUGUUAUCCUGUGCGUGUGUUGUAAAGAGCACCAGUAUGGACAAUAAUAAUGAAGUUGAUAGCGGUGUGGAAGAUAAAGAGGAUCUUUCCGAAGAGAUUGGUGCAAGCGAAGAAAAUGAAAACCUUGAAGAGAUCAAUGGUUACAACGAUGGUGCUGUUGAUAACGUUGAUGCCGAUGAAGGUGCAGAGAAAGGCGGAAAAGAUGAAAAUACAAAUCAACAAAUAAAUAUUGACGACAAUGCAGACACGGCCAUGAAUGAUCAAGAUGCAAAUUUCCAUGGCAACCAGGUGAUAAGUGAUGUUGAGGAUGACACCGAAAGCGUUUUGUAUGAUGAAAAUGCUAACCGCCAUGCGAGCGAUGAAAAGUGUGGUACAGUCAUCUUAGAUGAUGGACUUUUGGAAUUGAUGAACAAACUUGCUGAAUGA